Molecule: messenger RNA, 778 nt
Organism: Prorocentrum cordatum
Lineage: Eukaryota; Dinophyceae; Prorocentrales; Prorocentraceae
Source: the annotation of a GenBank genome assembly
GAGGAGGAGGAGGAGGAGGACGAGCCUCGCACCGCGCGGGCCGCGCGGCCCGCGGGCCGCGGCCCGCGGCGAUGGCCGGCGGCGGCGCGGAGUCGGCGGCGGGCCCGGGUGGCGGCGCGCUGCCCGCGACGGAGUGGCCGGCGCACUUCCGGGCCAUCCCGAGGACCGGCGCGCUCUUCUCCGCUGUGGCUCCCCCGGGUGGCAGCCCCGGGCAUGGUCGCGCCGUUGACAGGCUGGAGCAAGACCUCACCGAGGCGCCUUCGAUCCUCGUGCGGUGCUGCCGGGGCUGGCCGAUGGCUGCAGGCUGGGAGCAGUCGGUCUUCGCAGGCUUCCUGGAUGCUGGCUUGCAUGCGGGAGGAUCACGUUCUCAUCCAUGGAUGAAAUGAUCGAGACGAUGAAGGAGCAGGCCGCACGUGCCGAGCCGCUGGUCGUCGAGGGCGCGGGCAUCAUCGGCACGGAGAGGUGGGCGGACGUGGAGGGCCACUUGGGAGGCCUGCUGGGCGACCGGGCCGUGCUGGUCAAGAGGUCGCCGAGCCAGAGAUUCCGGUACUUCGAUCUGAAGAAGAACACCGGACGGUACGAUUUUAAGCAGCCGCUCCGGGAGGAGCAAAUGUGCCUGAGGGAUUUCCUCGCCGAGAGCAGAUUUAUUCUGGAGGAGGGCCGCGCCGAGAGGAUGUACCUACAGGAGACGCUCUCGGGGCACGCCGAGAUGGCCGAGGAGUUCGCGUCGUGGCGGUGGGAGCUCCUCAUCCGCGUCAGCUCGGCCUGCGGUUGCCCG